AUGUCAGAAAGCAGUCUUUCCAAGUAUAGAACAUAUCGUGGGCUCACUAAAGCAUUACUUACAGCCGGAGGUCUUUGGCCUUACCACAAUUCGUCUAUUUUUUACCGAGUUUGGCCGUAUCUGCAAAUCAUUGUAAGCUCAGGGAUGGUGUUGGCAAUAUUAGGGUUCGUUCGAGAACAUUUUUCGAAUGUUGCUCUCGUGACUCGCGGGCUAAGUGUUAUGACAAGUCAUUUGACAACAAUGUUCAAGUUGAUGUGUUUGGCGAUAAAUCGCGAGGAUCUGGCGGAGCUCCAUGAACACCUUGACCCGUAUGUGGAAAAUUUGUUAAAAACAUUCAAGUCAACAGAUGUGAUCUUGAAAGAUGUUAACAGCUUCAGAUUACUAUCGUGGGGCCUAACAUUUUUUGCAUUUAUCGCUACGUGUGCUUUGAUUUUCAUGCCAUUGUUGGUAAUUUUACACUAUCAUCAGCAAGGAAUUGAGCUGACUAAUUACCCGUUAAUUUACCCAAGUGUUUAUCCCUGGAAAAUAAUUUCGAAUGGAUGGAUCUACAAAGCAAAUUACGUUUUUGAAUCAACUGCCACUCUAAUUAUGUUUUUUGUGACCGCUUCUGUCGACUCUCUAUUCAAUCUGUAUGUUUUCCAAAUGGUCGGACAGCUGCGCGAAAUUUCGUACUGCAUCACACACCUCGAUAGUUUCGAUAAAAAUAAUAGUGUUGUAAAGUGUGUUGUUCAGUACGAAAAAUUGAUGAAAUGCGUGGUAUUACUUGAAAAAAUCUAUGGGUUUAUUUUUCUCUGGAUCAUGGCGACAAAUGCUGUUGUGCUUUGCUCGUUAUUGUUUCAAAUAUCGCAGAUGAAAAGCAUAUCCAUCACGCGAGGAUUGUUAUUUACUACAUACAUUACUUUGAAAGUGAUUCAGACAUUCAUGUAUACUUGGGGUGGUUCUUACCUAACUGAUGAGGUAAUUUGGAAAAUAUUCUUGAACGAGAAUUAUAAAUACGCGGUGUAUGCAUCAAACUGGUUUGGAAAUAAAAAUCUUAUAACGACUGUCAAAAUGACACUCUGUCAAAAAUCAUUGAUUCUGACUGCUUGCAAUUUUUCUAUUGUGUCUGUUAAAAUUUUUGUGAUGGUCAUGAAUACAACCUUAUCUUAUUUCUUUCUACUAGAAGCGAUGGAUUCU
Messenger RNA from Cotesia congregata, 1176 nucleotides. The record is from the annotation of a GenBank genome assembly. Lineage: Eukaryota; Metazoa; Arthropoda; Insecta; Hymenoptera; Braconidae.